AUGGGACUAUUCGAAGAGUAUUGUCGUUCAAGUACGGUUCAUGGUGUUAGAUAUUUUACCGAGAAAAAGCGUCAUUGGAUGGAAAGGGUUUGGUGGAUGUUAGCCAUUGCAUUGGCUCUGUUUUAUUGUGGAUACUCAAUUCAAAAUGUCUACAUUAAGUGGGAUCAAAGUCCGGUUAUUGUCAGUUUUGCUGAGAAAUCGACACCAAUAUGGGAAAUACCAUUUCCAGCUGUAACGAUCUGUCCAGAAACAAAAGCUGAUACUUCACAACUAAAUUUUACUGAUGUUUUUCAUAAAAUGAAAUCAGCGGGGAAGCCGCCAUACAACAUUACUGACAAAGAGGACGAGUUAAUGGCGGCUGUGAUUCAAAUUUGUGACUCUUAUUUAACAGGCUACUUCGAAGUCGGUGCAAAUUUUACGGACAGCUCGAUAACAGAUUUACUAAGAGAUACGGCUCCUAGUUCUAACGACACAUUGUUUGUCUGCAAAAUUCGAGACAUAUAUGAAGACUGCCAACCAUACUUUCACGAAAUCAUGACCGAAGACGGGCUAUGUUUUACGUUCAACACACUGAAUGGUUCGGAGCUAUUUACCGAAGACCUAAGUCCUGAUUACACGCGAAUCGACCACAACAUGUCUGCAAAUUUUUGGAAUCUGGAAGAUGGAUAUGACUCAUCUGUCGAAAUAGAUUCGCAGACAUAUCCGUAUCGCAUAUUUGGUUCUGGUGCACAAGAUGGUAUUUUCGUUCUGAUGCAUCUGUUGAAAGAACAUUUAGAAUAUAUGUGUCGUGGUGCGGUACAAGGUUUCAAAAUUUCAUUACACACACCCGGUGAAAUACCACAGAUGUCGAAACAUUAUUUUAGAGUGCCAUUGCUGCAAGAGGUAUUGGUGUCAGUGAAACCAAACAUGAUAACUACUUCGGAAGGACUAAGACAUUAUGAACCAAAUAGGCGACAGUGCUACUUUGCAUCGGAGCGAAAGCUUCGCUUUUUGAAAGUGUACACUCAAAGAAACUGCGAGUUGGAAUGUCUAGCGAACUUCACAUUGAAGGCAUGUGGAUGUGUAAAAUUCUCCAUGCCGAGGGACAAGGAUACACCAAUCUGCGGGGCUGCGAAAAUGAAUUGUUACUUAAAAGCAGGAAGCAAUUUGUUAAAGGAACAAUUUGCGAAAAGAUUGACUCUUGAACCUGGCGCUGAAAGUGUAACAGGCUGCAAUUGCUUACCAGCUUGCACUUCGAUUACAUAUGAUGCAGAGAUUUCACAGGCUCCAUUUGAUUGGAAAUCUCUGACUAUUGCUUACAAACUUGAUAAGGACUUUCCUGAUGUACAUUCGUCCCAGUUGUGGAUAUAUUUCAAAGAAAAUCAGUUCAUCACCUCGAAACGUUCUGAAUUGUUUGGUCCAACUGAUUUUCUGGCUAGUUGCGGUGGUUUGCUUGGACUUUUUAUGGGUGCAUCAUUUUUGAGCAUUGUAGAAUUGUUGUACUUUCUGUCAUUACGAUUGUGGUGUAAUUUACGUUCGCGCAUGCAUCGAAAACGGAAAAACAAAAUUGACGAUUCAGCAAUACCAGGAAUCGUUCGGCCAAAUGGAGAUGAUAAGGAGGAGUAGAUAAAAUACGAAUUAGAACAUAAUUCUCUUCCAAUAUUUUUGUCUUAAAUUUUCGAGUUAAAAAAAAAAUAAUAAUAAGUUGCAAUUUCCGCGUUGUAGGCGCUUCCCAUAUGAUAACGUACAUCAUUAAUUCAGCUGAAAUACCCCGUAAAAUUUGAGUUCAUUACAAUGCA
Messenger RNA from Bradysia coprophila, 1778 nucleotides. RefSeq names its product pickpocket protein 28-like. Gene Ontology annotation, molecular function: ligand-gated sodium channel activity. Gene Ontology annotation, cellular component: plasma membrane. Gene Ontology annotation, biological process: sodium ion transmembrane transport. NCBI's taxonomy places the organism in Eukaryota, Metazoa, Arthropoda, Insecta, Diptera, Sciaridae. The record is from RefSeq and is a predicted model, not a curated record.